CAUCUGCCUCUCAGCAAGUCCUAAUCCCUAGAUCAAGCGAGGGGGAAAAGGAAAAAAAAAAAACGCAAUCCGAGGUUUCAGGGACAACCAAACGACAAUCCGAUCAAGAAUCCUCAAGUCUCGAAGAAGAGGAAACGAACAUCAAAUGGGGAAGAAAGCUCUACUGAUUGGCUGCAACUACCCAGGGACGAAGGCGGAGCUCAAGGGCUGCAUCAACGACGUCCACCGCAUGCACCGCUGCCUCGUCGACCGCUUCGGAUUCGACGAGUCCGACAUCGCGAUCCUCAUCGACACCGACGAUUCCUACAGUCAGCCGACGGGGGCUAACGUGCGCCGGGCGAUCAAGAACUUGAUUCGCUCCGCUGAGCCUGGGGACUGUCUUUUCAUUCAUUACAGUGGGCACGGAACGAGACUGCCGGCGGAGACUGGGGAGGAUGAUGAUACCGGGUACGAUGAGUGUAUUGUGCCCUGCGAUAUGAACCUCAUCACGGAUGACGAUUUUAGAGCCUUUGUGGAUGAAGUCCCACGUGGAUGUCGAAUUACGAUUGUCUCAGAUUCCUGCCAUAGUGGUGGCCUGAUUGAUAAAGCCAAGGAACAGAUUGGAGAAAGCACCAAGCGCAAUGGUGAUGAUGAAGAAUCCUCUGGCUCCAAAUUCGGUUUCAAAUCCUUCUUAAAAAGGCAAGUAGAGGACGCAUUCGAGUCACGAGGUAUACACCUCCCCCUUGAAGGCCACCAUCAUCGCCACCACCGCCCUCAAGUUGAGGAUGAAAACUAUGAUGACAGCUCUGAGAACGAUCACAUGAAGGACCGCUCUCUCCCUCUCUCCACACUGAUAGAAAUCUUAAAGCAAAAGACCGGAAAGGAAGAUAUUGAUGUGGGAAAUAUAAGGCCAACAUUAUUUGACAUGUUUGGUGAUGAUGCAAGUCCUAAGAUUAAGAAGUUCAUGAAAGUCAUCCUGAACAAACUCCAACAUGGUGGCAAUGGUGAAGGCAGUGGUGGCGGAUUUAUGAGUAUGGUUGGGAGUCUUGCACAAGAAUUUCUCCAGCAGAAACUGGAGUCAAAUGAUGAAGAUUAUGUGAAACCAGCAUUAAACGCAAAAGUCAAUAGGAAACAAGACGUUUAUGCAGGAGCCAAUAAUAAAUCUCUUCCAGAUAAUGGAAUACUGAUUAGCGGUUGCCAGACUGACCAGACAUCAGCUGAUGCAAAUCCUCCAGGUGGUGGAGCUUACGGGGCGCUUAGCAAUGCUAUCCAGACUAUUCUUAAGGAGUCUGAUGGUGAAAUUAGUAACCAGGCACUUGUCAAGAGAGCUCGGAAGAUACUGGCCAAGCAAGGAUUCUCUCAGCGUCCUGGACUCUAUUGCAGCGAUGAUCAUGUUGAUGCUCCAUUUGUCUGCUGAUAGAAGAAUGCUGCGUAUAUUGCCUUAUUUUCGAAGGGAGUAUUAUUGGUGCGUGAAGAGAGUAUUCAGUUACUUGGUGUGUGAAGAGAGUGUUCAGUUAUUUUCUUCUUCAUGGUAUAUUUUCCAAUAAGAUCAAUAGAGGUUGUCCUUGAAUUUAUGUUGUGUACUAUUGUCUUGAACUGCUUGUGGCUUCCCCAUAAUGAAUGAUUAUCUGGUAUGUCUCUUUCUUUUAAUUUGCAUGUAUAAACUAUAAUGUUAUGUAAAGAAAAUCAAUCAAGAGUGCCUGUUUGGAGAACAA
Molecule: messenger RNA, 1694 nt
Organism: Asparagus officinalis (garden asparagus)
Lineage: Eukaryota; Viridiplantae; Streptophyta; Magnoliopsida; Asparagales; Asparagaceae
Product: metacaspase-4-like
Exons: 2
Coding region: 146-1396 (416 amino acids)
Biological process (GO): proteolysis
Molecular function (GO): cysteine-type endopeptidase activity
Source: RefSeq, a predicted model, not a curated record